AAUUCCAAAGUAACAAGACAAAGGCGGGUCAAAUUAGGCGGGCCGCCGGCCUUCCCACUUCCCAGUAGUGGGCUUAUUACAAAUACAUGAACAUAAACAAACUCAGUUGUAAAUUCCGCCAGUUUGAUUACUUGUUUGUAAAAUAUAAUUUUGUGAUCCUGGGUUUUGCAAAUUGGAAGUAAAGAUGGCUAUGCAGAAGAUCAAAGUGUUGAAUCCAAUCGUUGAAAUGGAUGGUGAUGAAAUGACAAGGGUUUUUUGGAAAUCUAUUAAGGAGAAACUUAUAUUUCCAUUUCUGGAUUUAGACAUAAAGUAUUUUGAUCUUGGCCUCCCUAAUCGUGAUGCCACCGAUGAUAGAGUUACAAUUGAAAGUGCAGAAGCCACUCUUAAGUACAAUGUAGCAAUUAAGUGUGCAACUAUCACACCAGAUGAAACUCGUCUCAAGGAGUUCAACUUAAAGCAGAUGUGGAAGAGUCCGAACGGGACUAUUCGUAACAUAUUAAAUGGAACUGUUUUCCGCGAACCAAUCAUUUGCAAAAAUAUACCGCGACUUGUCCAAGGCUGGAAUAAGCCAAUAUGCAUUGGCAGGCAUGCUUUUGGAGAUCAAUAUCGAGCUACUGAUCUAGUUGUUCAAGGACCUGGAAAACUCAAAAUGGUGUUUGUACCAGAUGGGCAAAGUGAGAAAACAGAGUUAGAGGUUUUCAACUUUACUGGCGCUGGAGGAGUAGCUCUUUCAAUGUACAACACUGACGAGUCCAUUCAUGCUUUUGCUGAGGCUUCUAUGAACACAGCUUACCAAAAAAGAUGGCCACUAUAUCUUAGCACUAAGAAUACUAUCCUUAAGAAAUACGAUGGAAGAUUUAAGGAUAUUUUCCAAGAAGUUUAUGAAAAAGAGUGGAAGUCAAAGUUUGAAUCUGUAGGAAUAUGGUAUGAGCAUCGCUUAAUUGAUGAUAUGGUUGCUUAUGCUCUUAAGAGCGAUGGAGGUUAUGUAUGGGCAUGCAAAAACUAUGAUGGAGAUGUCCAAAGUGACUUUUUAGCCCAAGGAUUCGGAUCUCUUGGUUUGAUGACAUCUGUACUGGUAUGCCCGGAUGGAAAGACCAUUGAAGCUGAAGCAGCCCAUGGCACAGUUACUCGUCAUUAUCGUGUCCAUCAAAAAGGAGGUGAAACUAGCACUAACAGCAUAGCUUCAAUCUUUGCUUGGUCUCGAGGGCUAGCUCAUAGAGCAAAAUUAGAUGACAAUGCCCUCCUCCUGGAUUUCACUGAGAAAUUGGAAGCAGCUUGCAUUGGAACUGUUGAACGCGGAAAGAUGACCAAGGACCUUGCAAUUCUUCUCUAUGGGUCUAGGGUAACUAAGGCUCAUUAUUUGAACACCGAGGGAUUUAUCGAUGCUGUUGCUGCAGAACUGAGAUCAAGACUAUAUAAGAAAUCAAAGUUAUAACACAUGUGUGUUCUCUAUGAGAUGUCAGUGCUUGACACUGUUUUUUCCAAUGUAUGCAACAUUUUUAUUUGUGACCAUCCUUAUAAAAUAAAUUCAUGUAUAGCAACUUCGAUCCAAAUACUCAUUAAUAUUAUUAAAUCAAUGCUUCUGAAAAUAA
Molecule: messenger RNA, 1592 nt
Organism: Daucus carota subsp. sativus
Lineage: Eukaryota; Viridiplantae; Streptophyta; Magnoliopsida; Apiales; Apiaceae
Product: isocitrate dehydrogenase [NADP]
Exons: 15
Coding region: 185-1435 (416 amino acids)
Biological process (GO): isocitrate metabolic process; NADP+ metabolic process
Cellular component (GO): mitochondrion
Molecular function (GO): magnesium ion binding; NAD binding; isocitrate dehydrogenase (NADP+) activity
Source: RefSeq, a predicted model, not a curated record